AUGAAUCUUCUACAGUUCGCUCUGCUGGUGGCCCCCCUGGCCCUGAAGGCCGAGGCAUUCUUCCGUAUGGAAUGCCAGGGUCGGGUUGCCCUUGGCAGAAUUGAUCCUAUUGUUUCUCCUGGAGAGCCGGCUCUGCAUGUUCACUCUAUUCACGGCUCGUCUGGAAUCUCCAUGCAUGCGACUUACGACGACCUUCGAAAUGGACAGUGUACGUCGUGCCGUGUGACUCAGGACAAGUCGGCGUAUUGGCACCCCUCGAUGUACUUUCAGGAUGGUGAGACCGGCGAGUUUGAGCUGGUCGAACAGGUUGGCGGUAUGCUCGCGUACUACCAGUUCCAUUUGGAUAACCUGACGGCUUUCCCAGCUGGCUUUCGCAUGAUUGCUGGAAACUCCAACCGCCGAAACUGGUCCACUUGGGACCUUACCCAGCCCGACCCACCUGCCGACCAAUGGUACAGCAAGGGCCUCACAACUCAGGAGUCUUUGGGGGAGCGUUCCAUGGGUUUCAACUGCCUCAACUAUGCCGGAAACCCUGAGCCAACCCUGUAUCGGCACACAAUCCCCGACAAAGCCUUCAUUGACGCGAACUGCCCGAAUGGCAUCCGGACAGAGAUCACCUUCCCCUCGUGUUGGAAUGGCAAGGACCUCGGCUCGGAAGAUCACCGAUCUCACAUGGCCUAUCCCGAUAUGCUCCGCGCCGGUCAAUGUCCUGAUGACUUCCCCGUCCACAUGCCCACCAUGCUCUUCGAGACCGUCUGGAAUGUGAAGGCUUUCAAUGGCCGAAACGGCAGGUUCGUAAUGGCCAAUGGUGACAGUCUCGGCUGGGGUUACCAUGGCGACUUCAUGACGGGAUGGGACGAAGAUUUCUUGCAACAGGCUCUCGAUACUUGCACUGCAAACUCAGGCAAUAUCUUGGACUGUCCCAUUUUCGACAUUAUAUCCGAGGAGGAGGCCCGAGAAUGCACCAUGGAGGUACCCAGCAUUCUGUCCACCGAAGAUGUCGAGGGUCCUCUGCGCUCCCUUCCCGGCAAUGUGCCCAUCAUCUAUGAAGACGGCACCAAAGAAUACGGAGGCGACGCGCCCGUAGAGGACUCCCCCGUACCCAGUCUGGCACCCAACCCCAUCACCUCAGAGAUCGCAAUUGUUCUUCCCGAGCCCGUUCCUACAUCUGAGGCUCUUCCCGAGAUCCAGCCAGACUUCAAUGCGGCUGUGGAUCUUGUAUCGUCUGAAGCCUUCCCCGAACCGGAAUUCCCGGAAACGACAUGGGCCCCUGAGCCACCCGCAGAGCCCACCAAGUCGUUUUAUUCAACCCAGGUGGUCACGGAGGGAGACAAGGUGUCUGUUAUCUACUGGGACGAGGAGGUUGUCUACGUUACUGAGUACUAUGAUUCGACGACAACAGUUACAGUGGCCCCGUCUGCUCAUGCUGACAGCGUAGCUAAGCGCCAUCUGCAUGGACAUAUUCAUCAUCGUCGCCACCAUGGUUAG
Molecule: messenger RNA, 1488 nt
Organism: Sodiomyces alkalinus F11
Lineage: Eukaryota; Fungi; Ascomycota; Sordariomycetes; Glomerellales; Plectosphaerellaceae
Exons: 4
Coding region: 1-1488 (495 amino acids)
Source: RefSeq, a predicted model, not a curated record